AGUCUCAUGGUUUCUCGCGAUGAUUCACGCUCCCCGCUCCGCCGCUUUAUUGCAGAGAUAAUCCCGUAGCAACUGCUUGACUUCGGCUGGUGGUGGAAGUGGACCGCAAUAAACAGAGGCAAGGUUGUUGGAAACUCCUAAACACCAAUCAUGUCAGAGUUGAGUGGGAAGUGCCUGACCGUCCUGGGUCUGAUGGAUCCAGACCAACUGGGCCGCACCAUGACCCAUGAACACCUGACCAUGAGCUUUGAGUGCUGCUACUUCCCUCCUCCUCCAGGUGACGAGGCGGUGGCGGAGAACCCCUUCAAGAUGCAGCACAUGCACUGGCUGAGACAAAACCCCUAUAGCUGCCAUGAGAACUUGCUGCUGCUGCAGGAGACCGCCGCCGUGCGGGACGAGCUGCAUGCCUACAGGAAGGUGGGCGGGGGCACAAUUGUGGAGAACACCACCACGGGCAUUGACCGGGACCUGCCCACCCUCAGGCAGCUGUCCAAGGACACCGGGGUCCAUGUCAUCGCAGGAGCAGGGUACUAUGUGGACUGCACCCACACUGAGGCCACCAAGAGAAUGAGUGUGGAGAAGCUCACAGACAUCAUCAUCAGCGAGGUGCUUCAUGGCGCUGACGGCACAGACAUCCGCUGCGGUGUAAUCGGAGAGAUCGGCACCGGCUGGCCCAUCACAGAGAGCGAGCAAAAGGUGCUGAGGGCCACGGCUCACGCUCAGGCCCAGCUCGGCUGCCCCGUCAUCAUCCACCCCGGUAGGAAUCCUGCCGCUCCCGCUGAGGUCGUCCGGAUUCUUCAGGAGGCCGGCGGUGACAUUGGCAAAACUGUCAUGUCACACCUGGACAGGACUAUAUUUGAUGAUGGCGAGCUGCUUGAGUUUGCGAAGCUGGGGAGUUAUCUGGAAUAUGAUCUGUUUGGAACAGAGAUGCUGAACUACCCUUAUAACCUGGAGGUGGACAUGCCCAGUGACAGCCAGAGAGUGAAGGCCUUGGCGUUCCUUGUGAAGGAGGGCUACGAGGACAAGAUAGUGGUUGCACACGACAUCCACACCAAGAACCGCCUCACCAAGUACGGCGGCCACGGCUACUCUCACAUCCUGAACAACAUUGUGCCGAAGAUGCUGAUGAGGGGCAUCUCGCAGCACCAGGUGGAUAAGAUUCUUAUCGACAACCCAAAAUGCUGGCUGACCUUCAAAUAAAGCAAAAAAAAAAAAAAAA
Messenger RNA from Micropterus dolomieu (smallmouth bass), 1219 nucleotides. It is a transcript of the gene pter, whose product is annotated as phosphotriesterase related. Gene Ontology annotation, biological process: catabolic process. The transcript has 5 exons. Bases 151 to 1200 code for a protein of 349 amino acids. The record is from RefSeq and is a predicted model, not a curated record. Gene Ontology annotation, molecular function: zinc ion binding. Lineage: Eukaryota; Metazoa; Chordata; Actinopteri; Centrarchiformes; Centrarchidae.